Molecule: messenger RNA, 12083 nt
Organism: Spodoptera exigua (beet armyworm)
Lineage: Eukaryota; Metazoa; Arthropoda; Insecta; Lepidoptera; Noctuidae
Source: the annotation of a GenBank genome assembly
CUGUGACGUGACAGUUGACAUAUAUUGACAUUACAUUUUAUAGACUUCUUUGUUUGACAAAUUGAGUAAAAAAGUCAAAACUUAGUGAUUUCGUAAUUUAUUAUUAUUUAUAGUUAUUGUUUAACGUGCAAGAAGUAAAUAAUGGAUUUCCCUGCAACGCCAUCAAAUGCAUCAGACAGUAACGAAUACCCUAGCACUACACGGUCUCCAUAUAAUAACGUGCCAGACGAUAAUAAAAGACGCAGUUCAUCGCGAUCAAUAAAACGAAGGCGAUUUGAUGAUGAAUUGGUGGAAUAUAGUGGAUUGCCCGGAUCUUCUCUUGGGAAAGGUGACAAGCGAAUGCGUACCCAAUCAUAUACGAGCCAAGUUUCGGAGAUUCCCAUGACCAGUGUGCCUACUCCUCCCGUUCACCAGCCUGCGGAGCGUCGCAGGGCUUCAAGUAAAGUGUCUGGUGGUGGCAGUAUGGGCCGCAAAAUCCGCCGUAAAGGGCAGUUGAGUCACCUUUCGACAAAGGAUUUAGGACGUUGGAAACCCACGGAUGAUCUCGCUUUGAUAUUAGGUGUCCAACAGACUAAUGACUUGCGAAUAGUACAUAGAGGUGUGAAGUUCUCUUGCCGUUUCACUGUCAGUGAGCUACAGUCCCGUUGGUACGCCUUACUUUACAACGCAGAGAUAUCACGAGUAGCCAUUGCAGCAAUGCGGAAUUUACAUCCAGACUUAGUGGCUUUGAUUCAACAACAAGCUCUGUAUUCAACUGCAGAAGAAGAAUUGCUUGCAACUAUACCUGCUGUUCCUUCAUCGCUGCCUCCCCUUGAAAGAUUCCAAGAGUUAUUAGACCAGAACCCACAUGUGUUCUACCCGUCACGGAAUGCAAAGACUUUGCUGGCACACUGGCAAUUAUUGAAGCAGUAUCAUUUAUUGCCUGAUCAGACUGUACAACCAUUACCAAAAAAUCCGACUGACCCAAUAUUGACAUUUUCGGAUGCUGAAGACACUAUGAAUGAUAACGAAUUACCUGAUUACAAGGAAGAUGGCAUGGAUUCAGAAAUGCAAAUGGCUGACAGAGUGGACAAAAAGGACAUUCGUCUGCUGGAGACGUCGUUGACUCGUUGGCAAGUGCUGGUGCAGUCCCUGUCGGGGACUUCAGUGGAGCUGGACAAGAAUACACUCGCAGUACUUCGAGGCAGAUUAGUAAGAUUCCUCAUGCGGUCUAGAGAGAUCGCAGUUGGCCGUAGUACGCGGGACAACAAUAUCGAUGUGGAUCUAACUUUGGAAGGACCGGCGGCGAAGGUGUCUCGGAAGCAGGCCACCAUUCGGCUGCGGAACAGUGGGGACUUCUUCAUGUCGUCGGAGGGCAAACGGCCCAUAUUCGUGGACGGGCGGCCGGUGCUGCCAGGCAACAAAGUGAAGCUCAACCACAACACCGUCAUCGAGAUUGCCGGUCUUCGCUUCGUAUUUCUGGUGAACCAAGAGCUGAUCAGCGCCAUACGGCAAGAAGCUGUGAAAGUUAAUAUACCUGUUUAAUAAUCAAUUAAAGUUGAUAAGUAAUAAACGUAUAUUUACUGCGAACACAUUUAUUUUGGUCAAUUACAGAACAAUUUCAAAACUAGGUACCACUCGAAAACGUAAUACAUAAUAACAUCCCAUUAAUUAACGGUAUAAUGUGUCACACUUGAGUUUAUAAAUCACUCAGCUUUAGAGCAAGUGUGUCCAAUAUUACGUCUAUCACCAUACAUUAUCACGUGCGUUACUGGCAUAAGAAGAUAUGCAUUAACAUUUAAACGACAAACAAAUAUCUAUAUAUUAAAUCAUCAAUAAUAACUAAUCCAUAACCCUUAAUUAAAUAAUUUAACCACAAUAGAAUAUACCAUUAAUUAACUUAGUCAUAACAAUGGCCAACAAGUGCAGGAAAAAAAAACAACAAUCCACUCAAUAGUGCAUAACAAACAUACAAGGUAUCGAAAGCUACGAUGAAAUAAAUUGUAUGAUAGGAUUGUUAAGUGAACGUCAAGUAAUCAGUCAUCAGUCUGCGAGACAGCGCGCCACCCCCGCGCGCCCGCUGCUAGCAGGCCCGUGCAGGCAGCGCGCCACGUCCCAUCAUUAUAUGCACGUGUAUCAGCAAAGUAUCAUUUUGGUAAAUAUCCUCAACUCAACUGAGGUUUUGUAGGCCCAAAUAACUCGAGGGCACAAAUCAACGCAUCUCUUAACUUUACCUUUGUACAUUUAUUAUCCAUAAAACUUACGUCUAAAUACUUAAAACUACCAUUUCUCAUACAAUAUAUUAUGAUCUAUAAAUAAAUUAAACUGUAUAACCGACCAUCUUAUACGGAAUUUCAACACGUUUAAAAUAUUAUUUCAAUUACUUGUUACACAAUAACACUAUGAUGUAUUUCUAAAAUAUUUUAUCUACGAAGGCAACACUUUGCAAAUACAUGUAUGCAGGACUUAAAAGCACAUAUAUUUGGUAUAUUUAUUGAACACCCUGUACAUCAUAUCAAAAUAGUGUAUUUUAAUAAUAAAAUAUAUUUAUAGGCACGAUAAGGCAAAACAUGAAUCGGUGAGUGCCUUUAUGAGAUCAACAGAUAUUUCCAAAAUAUUUAAAAUGGCCAAAACGUAUGUAGUAAUAAAAUUGUCCUAAGACAUAGGUACUCGUAGGUACUGCUCUACUGCUUGUAUACUAUCAGCACUAUGUAAAAGGCACUGCAGGCGUAUCCAAACGCUGCUUUCCACUUAGUAAAACAUGUACCUGUAUUGGAAUAAUGAAAUCUAGUCAAACUUCGCAACCUAGGUACGUAUAUGAAAAUAUGCCCAAUAAAUAUUCUGGGUGCAAUUUGUAUAUAUUAUAUUGAUAUUUUUUACAUUGGUUAUUAUGAUACAUCUACUUCUCCAAUAUGAGACGGAUCGCAUCCGGCAGCUAUUUCGGUGUGUAGGUAUAAAUUCAGUAGGUACCUACGUACCUACGCACGUACACACUUUCCCAACAUCUAUUAUUUCUGAGUAUUGGCUUUGGUUAUUUCACGCUUUAAUUUUAUUACCUACCUACACUAUGUUGUUUCACUGCAACAUCAUUACAAACAAAAUUAUUGAAUGAUAUUGAACGAACAAACUCUUACAAAAUACAUGCUACAUUAUAAGGUAUUAACAAUUAAAGUGUGCAAAUUUUGUACUUCGCCUACACAGUAACAUAGAUACAUGUUGCAGUCAAAUCAAUAUCUAUCGGACAUGAUUACACAUGUGCUUAAAAUUUACUAUACGUGAGCAAUCUUGACAGUACCGAAGGCACUGAUCAUACUAACACUAAUUAUAACAUCUUGUCAAAACCACACAGUGAUUAUGUCAUAGCCAAGGUACAUAAAUAUCAAAAUUCGUCCAUUACCUUUAUAUCGGCCGCUAGUACACGCAUUAUGCGCUCUAUGGACAUUUGUAUAAUUAUAAUCAGGAUAUUCGCAAGCUACGAUCAUCACGGCCGAUAUAACGAUAAUGUAGCCGUGUACACAUGGUGUAUACUCGGUUUCAGAUUGAAGCACCACAUUAUACAUUACAGCGACGCUCUCAACUUUGGCGACGGAAGACAGAAAGAGGUUUACGACAUGUUUCAUCAAAUGGAGUGGAUCGAUUAAUCGAUAGAUUACAAAUAAAUUCUUUAAAUAGGCACACAAAAAUAUGAAUAUCUAUGUAUAUCGGACUAUGUAUUUACUAUUUAACCAAUUUAUUAUCAUAGACUAGGUAUAAGUACAUUUUUAUGUUAGGUGACCUUGAUUGCACACACAACUUCACACAUCAACUAUAUUUACAAAACAUUUACUUAGUCAAGCAUGGACUCCGCCGCCAAUACGAAUAUAUCAACUUACAGAAAACUCACCUAAAUAUUAUUCAAACAUAAACAUAUACUUAUUAGAAAUAUCAGUAUUAUUUGGAAUCAAAUAUUUAACGGAGAUAAUACUCAUAAAUUAUGGCUAAAUAAAUAACUAAAAUCUGAAGGUGCAAUCCUAAAAAAUAAAUACUACUAAUCAAUAACACUAAUAAAAAUGGAAUGACAGGCACAGCAGGUAAAAACGAUUAUAAUAAAAUUUGAAACUCUAACAAAUUACAGAUCAGAUCAAAUUGCACUAUCAAACAAUAACAAUUCUUUUCUUUUCAUAUCACACUUAGUAUUGAAUUUGGCUUCGUUAUAUAUACUAUAAAAUAAACUAACAUGGGUAACUACUAAAAAAACUAAAAUGGAAUCGUAGGAAUGAUAACACGAGACCUUAAUUGGGGUGGGAUCCAUUAACACUGAAGCCAAUAUGGCUGUUAAUUAUUAUACAUAGACCCAAGGAACUGCGACACUCAACACAAACUACACUCAGUAAUUAUGUUUUAAUCUUAUCGUGUAUUUAAGUCCUGAAGAAGAGUUUUCUGAUAUCGGCGGAGAUAUCACAAACUUAGCACUGCUUGCAGACUUAUACUUCUGAAACUUUUCAGCUAACACAUAAGUCCUCUUCCUGUGGCUAUAAAUAGCCUUUGUUUUGUUUCUAGUUGCCAUUUUGUCAAUGAAAUGGUUUUUCUCUAUAAACACCCAUGGUUGCCACUUUCUACCUGUCAAAUCCGGAUUGAAAUCGUCUUUAUUUGAAGUACUCGCGUAAUGAGAACCGUUUUGAUUUUUCUUAAUAACUACUUUAGGAAUAGAUUUUUUUGGUUUUUUGGUCUUUUCUUUAUGCAUCUUAAAUUGCAUUUCGUCUAUACUUUUAAGGACGUCUUCAAAUUUAGGCUUUGGUUUCUUAGGAAUGCGAGGAGUUGGAACAUUUUGUUUAUUUAGCUUUGGUUCAUCUUUGGAUAUUUUUAGUUGCUUUAGUUUCAUAAGACUAUGUUGAGGCAAAGAAAGUUUGACUUUAAGAUCCCGGAUGGAUUCUUUCAAAGGAGGAAUAUAUUUUUGAGCUGCUUUUGUCAAAAGUGGUCGAUUUGAGAAGUUAGCGUGAGAAUGUAAAUACUCCUUUUCUUCUGUAAACUUGCAACUAGACCUUUUAUUAACACUACUAAUAUCAUUAAUUUGUGAAAUUCUAGAACCUUUAUAGUUGGUUAUUUUUAAUAAUAUGCCGGAAUUUUUCUCUUCCGAAGUAGUAGACGAUACUUCAGGUGAACUGGACGUAUACACUGCGUCUUCAUCUAUCUGAUUAUACGUAAAUACAUUAUCGACACUAGAUUCGCAAGAAUGCACAGCAUUUUCUCGAGUUUUUGCAAAAACUUCUAUCGAAUGUCUAUUAUCACGUUCACUUUUAUUAACGUUAAUAUCGACAACGAUAUCUAAAGAAUUACUCUUAUUUUGCAAUGUAGCUAAAGAUCCUUCAUUUACAUUCUCUUUGUUUUCAGGCGCUUCCUCAGGAUUCAACUUCGCAGAAUGUAAAAUUUUUUCAAUAUAUUGUGGAACAUAAGGAGAUAAUGGUGGUUCAUUAGGUUCUGAUAACAUUUUUUCUAGAGAAUCGUUAUCAUAAUAUCUAUCGUACUCUUCAGAGACACGAGUUUCUCUACUAUACAAAGUUUUAUUAACAUCCAUUUGUGGAGUAUUAUACAGAGUUUCAACGAAUAAAGCAUCAUCAUUACACAUUUUAUCACCAUAUAUAGAUUUCACUUUAUCGGUGUGCUCGCUGCUAGUAAAAACACCAGACUCCUCAUUAUCAGACAAAGUAACAUCUUUUGGGGAAGAAGGUUCGCAAAUUUCGAUGUCUUCGGCGACAUCAUCGCCUAUAACGGUUUCUACACAACCCACAUCUUCCACCCAUGACUCUUCUAAAGCCUUUUCUUCUCCGCAAUCUACUAUUACUGAAUCUGAAUAUUCACAAGUCUGUUCUGGUUGUGGACUUGAUAUAUCUUCUCCCAAAGUCUCGGUAUUUUGGUCAUUUUGUAAACAAUCUUCCGAAAGUUCUGUAAAACAAAUUUUCUCUGUUUCCUCGUUCUCUUCUUCAGUUAUAAUGCAACCAUUAUCUAUUAAAAUACAAAACGAAACAUUUUCUUCAGUGUAAAAAGAAGAAACCGAAUUCCGCCUAUUAUUAUUCAUUAUAUUGCACAAAUUUUGAGCCAGAAAUUCAUUGUUUACAUUAUUGACUUUUCUACGUUUAAACGGCCAAACAAACUGUAUAUUAUCUUCAUUUUCCUGCUUUGAUUGUUCUUCAUUACUGUACAUGUUUAAUGCAGAAUCAGAUAAGGAUCUUUUAAGGCGGUUACACUUUUUAUGCGGGACUUCGUUAGCAGGAAAUCGUGUAUUCUCAGACUCAGUAGGUAGCAACGUUGUAUUCUGUCUUCUAUUUUCAAGUUCUUCGUCAUAUUGAUCUGGUGUAAAUUGGACCGAUUCAUAUGCGACUUCUUCUUCAUUAGAUGUAUCUACUUCAGAUAAAACCUCACAGUGAUUAUCAUAGACAUCAUUAAAAUGAUCUUCGCAACCAACAUUUAUAUUUUUAUCUGUAAGCCUAUUUACCCCAAUAUCGGGUUCUAUAUAAGAUUCACUCAAAUAUUUUUUGUUAAGUUCUUCAUUAAGCUCAUCAAAAAUAACUUUAUUAGACACCUGAUCAUUUUCUUCCUGAACUUCUUCCUGUGACUCGCAGUCGACGUUGCUAUCCAAAUCAACCUGAUUGGUAACUGAUUCUUCGACAUAGUCGUCUACAAUAGGAAAAUUUACAACACUAGCACUAUCUGUUUCCAUUGCCAUAUCGCAAUCACUGUCCUGAUAUUUUGUUACAGUUUUUGACACGCCAUCUUCAACUGCUGGUUUGUCAUUUUCAAAUAGUGAUUUGUAUUCACCUAACGGUGGUUCCUCAUCUUUAAUUAGUGGUUUGUCAUCUUUAAUUGGUGGUGUGUCAUCUUCAAAUUCUGGUUCGACAUAUUUAAAUGCUUGUUUGUCACCUUCAAAUACUGGUUCGUCAUCUUUAAAUGUUGAUUCGUCAUCUUUAAUUGGUGUUUUCCCAUCUUUAAUCGGUGGUGAAUCUUCAAAUUCUGGUUCGACAUAUUUAAAUGCUUGUUUGUCACCUUUAAAUACUGGUUCGACAUCUUUAAAUGGUGAUUCGUCAUCUUUAAUUCGUGUUUUUCCAUCUUUAAUCGGUGGUUUGUCAUCUUCAUUUCCUGGUUCGACAUAUUUAAAUGCUCGUUUGUCACCUUCAAAUACUGGUUCGUCAUCUUUAAAUGUUGAUUCGUCAUCUUUAAUUGGUGUUUUCCCAUCUUUAAUCGGUGGUGAAUCUUCAAAUUCUGGUUCGACAUAUUUAAAUGCUUGUUUGUCACCUUUAAAUACUGGUUCGACAUCUUUAAAUGGUGAUUCGUCAUCUUUAAUUUGUGUUUUCCCAUCUUUAAUCGGUGGUGUCACAUCUUCAAAUUCUGGUUCGACAUAUUUAAAUACUUGUUUGUCACCUUUAAAUAUUGGUUCGACAUCUUUAAAUGAUGAUUUGUCAUCGUUAAAUGGUGGUUCGUCAUCUUCAAAUGGUGCUUUGCAAUUUUCAAAUGGUGAUUCGUCGUUUUCUAAUGGUCUUUUUCUAUUUUCACAUGGUGAUUCGUCGUCUUCAAAUGGUGCUUUGUUGUUUUCAACUGUUGGUUCAUUGUCUUCAAAUGUUGUUUUUCUAUUUUCAAAUGGUGAUUCGUCGUUUUCAAAUGGGGUUUUCUUAUUUUCAAAUGGUGUUUUGCUAUAUUCAAAUGGUAAUUCGUCGUCUUUAAAUGAUGACUCACUCAUAUCUAAAUCACAGACAUCUGGUGUUACUACAGCAUCUGUUGAAGUAUUCAAUGAUUCCAUCGAGUCAUAGAAAAAAUCAUCACUGCAUUCGAUAUCCUUUUCUGUUGUUAGACUGUUACAACUUCCCUCUGAAUAUAUGAGUAAUUUUUGAAUCCAGGGCGAAUACAAUUCUUUGUUAAAAUACCUAAAAGCUCGUCGAAUUGGUUUAUCAAGUUUUUCUUUUAUAUCUCUGUUAAUAAUCUGGUCACAGUAAUAUAGAUCUGGUUGUUUUACACAGCAUGGGGUAUCCUGAGCCACUUCAUUCGUUUCGAUUAAUUUCUUUUCGUGAUUUGACGGUGAAAGUUCCUCCAGUAAACUUAAUGGGUUCUCAUUUUCAAUUUUACCAUCUCGUCCAAUCAUCUCAUUUGUUUGUUCGUUAUUUUCGGAAAUAUUAUAACACAAAUCUUCAUUUAAUUGAAAUCCUUUGUUGUCAAUUUGGUGUAAUGGUGAGCUGCUAGGUAUUUCUUCUCUGAUUCCUGAAUAAGUUUCGGUAGCCGAGAUUCCAUUUAGGUUAUAAUUUUCUGAUUUGUCCAAACAAAGCUCAGUUUCAUUGGGUAUUGGACUAUCCACUUCGUCAGUAACAUCAAGAUUCUCGCAAUUUUUCGUCAUCUCACUAUUAGUAGCAUCUUGAGUGUUUGGGUCAUAAAUUUUGUUUGAAUUUUGUGUAAGGUUUUCUGUUAAUUCCGAAUAUAUUUCUGGAAACAUAUAAUUUGUUUCUUUUGACAAAUCAUUAGAAGUAUCUAUGGUAACUACAACGUUCUGACUUUCUUUUAUGUUUUGAUCACUAGUUCGAAGAGUCAAAUUUAAACUAUUAGGCAUUUCUGUUUCGGUCGGCUUCGGUGAUUUCAUUUCGUCUGUGACAUGUUCUGUAGCACCACUAUUUACUUCCCUUUCACCCAAAUCAGACACAAGUUUAUGGUCAUCAUUGUUAGUUGAAGUUACUUCUUUUGUUUUAUUGUUUCCAUUAAAAUUUGUAUUGGAUAUGUUAUCAAUUUCUUCUUUUUUGUUUAAGUUACAAUUUGCAUCUUCUUUACUUUCUUUUAUUAUAUCGUCAUUAAUAUGUUGCUCAGUAAAUGUUGGUAAUAAACUAAUGGAAUCAGAGGAAAUAUCUUUGCUUGUAAAUGUGUUUAAACAAUUUUCUUCUACAUGUGCGGUCCCAUUUAUUUGUGAUUCUAUAUUAGUUUCUGGAGAUUCAGUAUCAUUUAGGUCGUCUGUUUUAUUUAAACUGAAAUCUAUUGCAAUGUCAGAAGGCAGAAGAGUUUCUUUUUCUGGUUCAAUAAUAUGUGUUGUUUCAGACGCAUUUUCAAUGGAAAUGUUUUCUUGUGCAGUUAAAUUUAUUGGAACAUCCGCGACUAUUUUAUCAGAACAAUUAAGUGAAUUGUCUGUAUUAUCUUCGUAAUUCUUUAUAUUCUCAGGAUUUUUUAUAAUAACGCUAUCCGUUCUGAUAGCAUUAAUAUUUUGUUGUAAUUGGAUUUCUUUGAGUUCUGAGAAAUUCGUUUUAGUUUUACGAUAUUUACUCAAUUUAGAAAACUCUGUUUCAGAUUCAACAAUGCAUGGAGAUUUUGCAACAUCAAUAUCUGUCUUAGACAAAUUAGAAUGGUCGUAUUUGUCUUUGAUUUGGUUCUCUGGUGGAUCUAGUACUUCUAAUGUUGGCAAAUCUCUAAUAGACGAUGUUAUAAUGUUACUAUCUCCUUUAUUUGCAUUGAUGAAUUGUUGGUUUACUUCAGGGAAGUUUAAUUCUAUGUCAUUAUCAAGGCGAGGCAGUGAUGCUAGACAUAAACCUGAAUUACUUUCUAAGUCCUGUAAACUGUAGCUGCUUUUAAUAUGGUCCAUAGGAUUAGUAUUUGAAAAUUGUGUAUUGUUUAUCAUUUUGCAGCUGGGAAUUCUUAUAUUUUCAUUCAUAUUCAUUCGAUGAUCACUUCUUUUUAUCAUGUUACAGUCAAUGUUUUCAUUUAUUCCAUUUAACAUGGGUGAUUUAUUAAUUACUGGAUUUGCAACUUUCUCAAUAGAUCUUUCAGCCAAAAUAUUUUGAACAGGUGCAGCUACUUCCACAUUGAGCAUUUUUGGACUACAGGGUUUUAUUUCAAAAUUACAGCCAACUUCCUUGUGAAUGACAGACUGACUUAUUUUAGCUUCAACAUCUAAAGGUGAAACAGGUCUAGGAGGUAUGACUCCUGUCACUUGUUUCUGGUGAGAUUUCAUGGCCAUAUGAUAGUCUUUGGAGGGUAGUGUCUUAUAAUUACUAAUAUUUGAUGAUUCUAUAACUUCUUCAAAUUGAUUUAGUAAUUCAAUACUGUUAUAUCCUUUAAUAUUCUCAGGUAACUUAGACACUUUCUGAAUAUGUUCAUAUUUAGCAAGUUCCUCGCUAGGAACAUUUACUAGUCCAAGCACAUACAGUUGUUCUUGGUUAUUCAUUCCAUCAUUUGUCUUGUUGAAAUUGGAUUUCUCACUGGAUCCUGUCUGGAUGAUUAUUUCUUUAGAGCCAUUUUCAUCUUGCUCCUCAUCUCCUUCAUUCCACAUUUGUAAAAACUGCCUAACAUCUAUUUGCUUUUUAUCCUUUGAUGCAUUAUUAUUAGAAUUUAAUUGCGACUUUGACAUCAUGGGCGAUGUUCUAACUAUAGGUCCAUAUCUAUUAUCAUAAUAUUUCCUAAGGUAUUCAUUUGGUAUUCUGUUGACACCAGAAUCAAUACUUCUAACACUUGCUGUAGAUGAUUGACUGACAUAACCACAAUCUUCUUGAGAGGCCCCAAGAGUUUGGGUUGUGUCAUUACUAGUAUUAGAGUCAGUUGGUGAAAUUGCUAGUGUAUUAGGUGAAAACACAGGAGCAUGUCUAGCCAUAGGGUUGUGUAUAUUGAUGUUAGGGUCUAUAUUCCUAAAAUGAGCCAUAUGUUCAUAAUUUUUCAAUACUUGUGGGUCUUUUUUAUAAUAUGGAUUAGGAGGUAAGUUAUGCACAUUUACUGUAGUAUAAUUAGGCAUUAUGACUUGGCUCUUCAUGGGCAUCCUAGUCAUUUCAUUGACAAAAUAGCUUUCAGUUGAGGGAUGCACUUUGGGUCUAUUAUUAUCAUAUUCUAUAUACGCUUUAGUACUGUUGUCAUAAGGUAUUUUGUUUGGCGGUAUACUUUUCAUAUUAGCAUCAGGUGGGUAUGAAUGCAUUUUAUUUUGGGGACAGUUACUUAUUACAGGUCCAUAAUUAGGAUGGAUUACUUGAUUACGGUAUUGGAUGUUGUAGUUACCUUGGGGAUUUCUUUGAUAUCCUUCCAUGACCGGUUCAGCUACUCUGCUAUCCAAAUACUUGAUUGGAGGAUAUGGAGGAUAAGGAUGUGGCGGUAUAGACUUCUGUAACUCAUAUUUAUGAGCUGGGAAACCAGGUGGUGGAUGGAAUGGAUUAGAAUAAUUACCAAUGUACUCAUACCUUUGCUGGGGAUAUCUUUCCUUCACGCUUGGAUAAGGCUUGAAGCGAAUAUUUCCAUCUUGAUAGUAAGGGUCAGCAUACACAUAGCCCUGUUCUUCUGGAACAGUCCUAUAAGGUCUAGGCACUACUGGUCGAGGGCCAGCACAGCUAGGGUAUUCUUGAUAUUGGUACAGUUCAGGAGCACUAUACAUCCUAGUGGAUCGCAAAUUAACACUACCUGCUGGCCAUCCAUGGGGAGCAGUCCGUGUAACAGUGGGAUUCACACUAGGUAGACACAUUUCAGAGUUCCUAACAUUUUUAAGUUCAUUAUUAGAAGGAUUAACAGCAUAAGGCACAUCACAGAACUUUGCCUCUGGCGGCAUGUUUAAUUUGAUAUUCUUAGGUACACUGUUGUUUCUAUCUGAUAUUUGAGCAUAGUUGGUGUCAUCAUUUAUUUUGAUUGAGUUGUAUGUGGGUGGCACCAUAAUACGCUGCAUGUUUUCUUGGAAUGUUUGUCUCGGUGAUAUGUUUCUUGUUGGAUUCUGGAAAUUCGUUAACUUAUGGGGGUAUUCUGGUAGACGUCGGUACGAGCUGUCCAUGCAUGGCCAUGGCUCGGUAGGACCUUUCUUUAUGUGAUACGCGUCGCUGACGGCUGGCGGAGGCACGAUUCGGUCGGGCCCGAUGACGGCGCAUGGCCGCGCGUUCUGUGCCUCCACUUUACCCAAUGAGUUAGAUCCGAUAUCUUGAUACGACUUAUUUCUGUCACAAUGGAGCGCGAUGCCGCUGCUUUGACUGUACUUGCUGCCGUCAUUAUUGCGUUCAGUCACACCAGACUCGGUCCUCAAGUCUUUAGCAUCCAUUGCCACAGUAGCUUGGGUACAUAUUCGUACUCGGUGUUUUCAUUUUUUAGCACAGGAUAAGUUUGGACUCCUUGCAAUAACUCAAUAACCAGAGGUGGCACAA